This is a messenger RNA of Spodoptera litura, 2870 nucleotides long. RefSeq names its product bHLH transcription factor single-minded (gene sim). The record is from RefSeq and is a predicted model, not a curated record. Gene Ontology annotation, cellular component: transcription regulator complex; nucleus; cytoplasm. Lineage: Eukaryota; Metazoa; Arthropoda; Insecta; Lepidoptera; Noctuidae. Gene Ontology annotation, biological process: regulation of transcription by RNA polymerase II. Gene Ontology annotation, molecular function: protein dimerization activity; DNA-binding transcription factor activity, RNA polymerase II-specific; RNA polymerase II transcription regulatory region sequence-specific DNA binding.
GCGAGGGAGCGAGACAUGGCAUCGCCUGUCAGUCAACCGGUGACGAUCGCCACGCGAUAACGUAUAAAACUUAACAAAUUUUAAUAAAUUAUGAUUAUUAAUUAAAGAAUGACAGUUUAAUUUUUUAAUUUUCGUUUAGUUUUUUUGUUGGAACAGUGCGGUGGUGAACCGAACGUUAUGUGACGUAGUGACGUUUGGUUUUUGCGUAAAUUUAAAAUAAUAUAAUGGUGUUUCAGUGAUUGUAUUGUAAUAUGGUAGUGUUGUGUAUGUUUAGUAAUGGUUUUUAGCUUCAAAACGCUGUUCUUAUUGGAUUCUAAUAAGCUUGUCACAAGGACAGCGCUCGUCCCUUGGACGCGGUUGCCAUAAUGAAAGAAAAGAGCAAGAAUGCUGCUCGUUCACGACGUGAGAAAGAAAACGCAGAGUUUCUAGAACUUGCCAAGCUCCUCCCACUGCCGUCCGCGAUCACGUCUCAACUGGAUAAGGCGUCCGUGAUACGGCUGACGACCAGUUACUUGAAAAUGCGGCAGGUUUUUCCUGAUGGUUUAGGAGACGCGUGGGGAGCAGCACCUCCCCCUCCUCAGCCCCGGGAGCUUUCCAUACGGGAGUUGGGCUCCCAUCUUCUGCAGACUCUGGAUGGAUUCAUAUUUGUCGUCUCCCCUGAUGGCAAGAUCAUGUAUAUUAGUGAAACAGCUUCGGUUCAUCUUGGUUUGAGUCAAGUAGAGUUGACGGGGAAUUCGAUAUACGAGUACAUACACCAAUCAGACCACGAGGAGAUGACGGCAGUACUCAGUCUGCAGCACCCUCAUUCAUACCAACCACAUCAGUAUCCUAGUCUUGGGUACCCAGUGGGUGGCACGUGGGGUCCGACAGUGGAUAUUGAGUGUGAAAGAGCAUUCUUCAUACGAAUGAAAUGUGUUCUCGCAAAACGAAACGCUGGACUCACAACUUCAGGGUACAAAGUGAUACACUGUUCAGGGUACCUCCGAGCGCGGCGGUUCGGUGAAGGAUGGGCACCGCUCGGCCUCAUCGCAGUCGGACACUCACUACCGCCAUCUGCCGUCACAGAACUGAAACUACACUCCAAUAUGUUCAUGUUCAGAGCCUCUUUAGACAUGCGGCUUAUAUUCUUAGAUGCAAGGGUGGCGUCGUUAACAGGGUAUGAACCUCAGGACCUGAUUGAGAAGACGCUGUAUCAUUACAUACAUGGAACUGAUGUAUUACAUAUGAGGCAUUCGCACUGUACACUGCUAACAAAAGGUCAAGUGACGUCAAGGUACUACCGUUUUCUUACAAAAAGUGGAGGCUGGGUGUGGAUGCAGAGCUACGCGACCAUCGUGCACAACUCCAGGUCUUCAAGACCGCACUGUAUCGUGUCCGUCAACUACGUUCUUAGUGACAUAGAAGAGAAGCAUCUAAUACUAAACAUCAGCCAAGGUACACCAAAGCACGCCCCAGUGGAGUGUCCCACGCCGUCCCACGUCCCCACAACUACCACAUCACCACAAAUGCCACACGUGAGACAUCCAGAAAAAAUUCCAGUUCCCGUCGCUGAGAGCGAGUACAGCGACUCAAGUGGGGGGUACAAUUACCCAGAAUACAUCCCAGUAAUACCCCCCUACGAGACACAAGAAGAAUACCAACAGCAAAACGGUACAUACCAGGAAAUAUUCUACGAAAAUUACACAGAUACGGGAGAAAUAUUACCAAACUACGUGAGUUUUCCACAAAACCAACGGCCAUUUUCCGCCAGUUCCUCAUCGUGCAGCUCAAUAGAGGGUUCAGAGAUACCAAAUCAGUACAACUACACAAAUUUAAUAUCAUUUUACCACAAUCAGAACCAGAAUGGGAGGCCGGUUGGGGAAAAUUUUGGGGGAUCUUUCGGGAAGAUCGCUCCGAGUCCGACUGUGCAAGAGGGGGGGUAUACAAGUGUGAUAGUGGAUAAUACGCAACAGUUCCACCACCAUGGAGGGGGAGUGAAUGAGUUUGUGCAUUGACUGUUAUAGCAUAUGUCUAGGGUUACAAUUGUAUAUGAUACUGGUUCAGAUAUGUGAACUGUGUGACGGUAGAGCCGGUGAUGACGUAAAAUGUUUGCCGGAUCCUUAAAAUGUAUCGGAUGUGUGAUUUUAUUUAUAUUCUGUGGUAAUUUAUGUGUUCGUUUCACUAUUUUGAUGAAGACAAGGAAGUAGUAGAAUAUCAAUAAUUAUUUUCAACUUUAUUUCAAAGUUUAUUUAGGUUGGAAAUCUAUUAUGUUGGCGGUCUUUGACUUCAUAUUUUGCUCCAAUAUUAACAAAAAGGCCAUUUGCAUCUAUAAAACUUCUUUGAUAGAUUUUUUAUUGUAUUUAUUUUGUAAACAAUUAAAAAUUAAAAUUUAUGUUUUAUUAUUGUUUCUUAAGACUGCUUUCGUACUACUCAAAAAUACAAGUGAUAAGAAUUUUCGUUUUUUUUUUGUAAUAGAAUAACGUAAUAACGUUGUAACGGUUGAAUAACCGUUAUCGAUAAACGUUAUUGUAUAGUAUAUUCAUAAGCGAAAUUCAAUUGUAAAUAUUAUGUAAAUAUUACAUUAAAUAAAUAAACAUUAAGCUACGUAAUUGUAAGAAAAUGUAAUAUUCUAAAAUAUAAUUCUCGAAUUAUUAAAGAUUGACAAGAUUUAUUACGAUUCAUUAUAUUGGUCGGCGGCCAUUGUUUUUUAUUUUCCCGCGUAAAAUAUAAUUUUUUUUUCGUUACAGCGCAUAAUGACACCAAUUUAUCAGCCAAAUUGAUUUUUUUACUAUUCCAAUUUCAAUUCAAAGAAUCCGUGCCAAAAUAUAUUCAAUUUUUUUAUCUCAGUAACUUUGUGUGCCAAGAGAAUUUUAAAUAAAUAUCAGUCAAUA